Messenger RNA from Clupea harengus (Atlantic herring), 5421 nucleotides. RefSeq names its product synapse differentiation-inducing gene protein 1-like. Gene Ontology annotation, cellular component: intracellular membrane-bounded organelle; membrane. The record is from RefSeq and is a predicted model, not a curated record. NCBI's taxonomy places the organism in Eukaryota, Metazoa, Chordata, Actinopteri, Clupeiformes, Clupeidae.
GUAUGAAAACAAUUUUGCUCAAAUACAUUUUGAAUGAAUUCACAGCGAAAGUAUUAUUAAUCGCUGCGUCGCACUGUCGCAAAUCUGGCAACUGUUUGUAGCAUCCUCUCCCUAUUCGAAUCUGUAGUGCACCCACGGGAGGCGCAACAUAGGAGCAGGCAAUCUGCCUUCAUGUGCCAUACAAACUUUGAACCUCAAAUCUACAUCUACAUGCCCCUGAGAAGGUUCAGAGGCAUUGAGGCGAGCUGUUUAACCAUAUUCCUCGCCGCAUCGAGAAAUCAUGGGACAGGUUUCAACGCCACUUUGUUGUGAGUGCACAAGAAUGCUGAUUGAACUUGGUGAUCUCAACAAAUUCCGUUUAUGAAAAACCAUGCUUACGACUGGAAAACCACGGAUAACGAGAAGAGGCACUUACUUAACAGAACAAUAAUUCUCGCGGAGAACAGAGACGCAAUGUUUCUUAAAUUGGCUACAAACGGAAAACUUGCACAUCGUCCAUAACGAGGAGGGCAGGUUUGGUAAAGGUAUAUCCUGUUUGGUCACCAGCGAACAUUAUCUGUGUAAGUAUGGGUUUGGAGAUGGCAGGAUUUAUAUACUUUUGUGGUAUUUGAUGUGUGAUUUGUUUCUGCCAUUGAAUACUUGUUCGAGCCACCAGGGAUAUUAGCCUACUGAUCGAGGUGUUUUCUUCGUUAUUUUGAGGGUAACGCGAGUUUAAAAUCAAUACUCCAGAUCCAUCUCAGAGAUUAGAUAUAUGCGUAGGCGACACAUAGCCCAUAAGGCGCAGAAAUAUCUAACCACGUCGCCCGCUGGAUACAGUCCAAUGACAUAUUAGCAAUGCCAACGAAAGUCACCAUCAAAUAGUACGAGGAAAAUGUCAGGUGAAGAAUAUAUGAUUAUUUGCUUAUUAUCCCCACCGUUUGGGAAACACAUGGAGACCAAACAGGCGCAAAAAACAUUCGGACAUUCAGGAGAACGGAGUCUCCGACCCGCUGAGCAGCAUUAGCGCUCGUCUCAUCAACCAAGCCAAGGUCACCUCCCAGCCUCCCUGCCUCCUCGUCACUCUGAAGGGCUGUCCCCAUCCACCAGACCCCCCCCCCACCUCCCAGUUCCCCCGGCAUGGAGAGCCUCAGUGAGCUACAGAAUCCCCUGCUGGAUAAGAACACUAAGCACGUGGUCAAGGCUGACUACGGCUAUGGGGGCGACUUCUCCAGCAACCAGUACCAGGAAAACAUUAUCAACUACUUUGUGACGGGGGGAGGAGGAGGAGGAGGAGGAGGAGGAGGAGGAGGAGGCAGUGGUGGAGGACUGGUGGGCGGGGGAGGUGGCGGGGGCGGGGGCGGGGGCGGAAACAGCAAAGCCAAAGCCCACCAGCUCCUGGACGCCACCUCCUUGCACCUGGCCGUGGAGGCAUUCUACCGGCCCAACUUCAUCCUCUACAAGGACGACGCUGUGACCGUGAAGGCCAAGGAUUAUAAGAGCGAAUGCUGCGAGACCACCUUCACCGAGAAGAAGGACAAGGAGGCAGACUCCACUCCGGCUUCGGCCGAAACCUCCGGCAGCGCCGAGGACGCCCAGGUCAAGCUGCUGCAUGACGACGACAUCAAGAUCCAGACCGUGUCCUAUGAAGUGGAAGAGGAGGAGUACGUGGAGUAUGAGACGGACUGCUCCAGUGACAGCGAGAGCGAGGACAACUUCAUCGUGAUCCCACCGCGCGAUCACCUGGGCCUGGCCAUCUUCUCCAUGCUCUGCUGCUUCUGGCCCCUCGGCAUCGCCGCCUUCUACUUCUCCCAGGGGACCAGCAAAGCUGUCACCAAGGGAGACUUCUCGCUGGCCAGCAUCGCCUCCAGACGGGCUCUGUUCCUGGCUGCUCUCUCCAUCACCAUCGGCACAGGUGUGUAUGUUGGCGUGGUGGUGGCCCUCAUCGCCUACCUGUCUAAGCCGGGACACAUAUAGCACCUCCUGGGAGCCCAGCAGAUCCCUUCAGAGAGCCCAUAGGACUACAUUUCCCAAGAUUCCUCUUUCCUAGGAACUUGUCAGAAAAUCUUCAGCACACCCCCCCCCCCAAUCCCCCCCAACCCCUCAAGACAACCCAUACUGACGAUUGAGCCACUGGUGAAACACUAGUAAGACAAUGGAGAAGUGGAGAGAGAAAACAGGGGAGAAAAACAGUGAGAAAUGUCUUUGGAGAGAUUUGCCUCAGUGAUGAAUGAGUAGUUGUCAGAAGCCUCGGAAUCAAACUGCUUUGGCAUCUGCCAUAAUCCUUUGAGCCUUGUGAUGUGGGAUAUGUAUAAUCUGGGGUGUUGUCUGAAAUGAAAGUGGAAGGUGAGAAAAAAAAGAAAAAAAAACAGUCUCAAAACAAAGACCAUUUCAGUGGCUCUGAAAAAAAAAACAAUCCCCUCAUGGGAAUGUUUAUCCAACUCUUUCCUGUCAGUAGCUCUGCUUUUUGACACCGUGAAAUGUCAUGUGACCCUGACCUGUAACUGAACUUUGCUCAGCUGCUUGUGAAUGCAUCCUGUGUACAGGACUAGAGGGGAAAGAAUCCCUGUACCAUUGGCGCCACUCACAGUGAAGACACUGGUCCUCCAUCUCUCUGCUCUUUAGAGUGAUACUUAGAGUGAGGUGAUGACAAGCACAUUGCUGUGGACAUUUUCUUGGACUCAACCCACGGCAAAACAGAUGUGAAACUGUGGCGGCAGUCAUGGAUUUUCGGAGUUUUACUUCUAAACGAUCACAUUUGGCAUGGAGAAAAAAAAUCCGAUUUCAAAUCUGACUUUGCCUAUUCAUGAACGUGUUUACGUCUUUCCCGUUUUCUUUCAGCAGGACUCUUGUGAUGACUGAUGAUAACAAGUAAACUUUACAUCAAACAUUGGCUUUUUUUUUUUUUUUUUUUAGCUUUUUAUCGUAGCUGUGUUCUUAGAAAGGGUCACUGUUUGAUGGAGAGAAAAAAAGAAAUUCUGAGAAACACAUCCGUUAAAUCUGUAUUUAUUUACAGUCAUUUGCUUUCCUUGCCUCGUGUUUCUCCAUUCGCGCCGCCAUGGCCUUGAGGUAUCAUUAUUGACUACAGAUCACCACAGAUACUAUGAAAUGCGAAUGUCAUAAAAAAAGGCUUGGAUUCUACAUACUUUAUGCUACAUUCAGGUUGCUAUUUCACACCCAGGUGAACCUCUGUGUUGAAUGGUUUGCACGAAAUACAAAUCUCCACAUCCCCAGACCUGUGUAACAUUCGGCAUAGACACGACUUAACUCAGGUGCUCAACGAGGUUGUCAUUUGCCCAGAUGACUGUAAUGGUUUAAUAUGGAUGAAAUGGUAUGACAUGGUUGUAAAAUGCUGCUGGCACCUGAAACAUUGCGGUUCCACAGGUCUCGGCAGACAGGAAAAUAAAUUAGACCCAAAAAUAGCAUGUUGAGAGCUCCAAGACAUGAAACAUAUGAUUGAAGGGAUUAAUAAUGCAUCACAUGUCUUCAGGGGAGCUUGAGAUGCCUGUGCCCAGGCUCGUGAGGCCCAAUUUGUCACUCACUGCUGGCUGACGUCAUGCAAAUACUCCACACACUAAGUGUUCUGACUCGUCUAAUCAUUUAAGUAAAAAAAAAAAACUCGGGAAAAGUGGGCCAAACUGCAUCAGCUGCAUAAACAUCUAACCAGCAGAUCUAACAUGUAAACAUGCAACCAGUCCAGAUCCAUUCCACCACUUCACUAUGUCCUAAAAGGAAGACAACUUUGAAUACAUUGGCAUUGCAGUGUUCUGCUGGUGGAGAAUUGCACUUUUCCUCUCAAGCCUUUAUCUAUAGAGAGCAGGAAUUCAAUACAGAGGCAAUAUUUAGCUCAUGACCAGUUUUAAUAAUUGUCUUGGCAACCAGCCCUAAUUGAACUAAAUUAGCAUUUUGAGGUCCAUGAUGACGACAUAUGUAUUAGAAAUCUAUUUAUAGAUCUACAUGGACAACUGGAAACAGGCCAACUGUUUAAACACAAUGCUUGUUUAGACUGAAAUGAACAAAGCUGAUCGCACCCAUCUGACCAUACAGAAAACAGCAGAACCUAAAAACCCUCAUCACCACUGUCGUAUCAAAGGUCUCCACGCACCUCUACCAGGCUUCACUGUAAAUUAAUUGAUUGCUUAAAAAGUAGUAUGUUGCUUACUCUUGGAGUAGCCAGAUAACAUCUACAAAACAACUCCUGCCCCCGAUUCUUCCCCUGCUCCUUGAGGAACUGGCACAAAGAGGACAGGUCUCCAUAAAUGCCUGACCAUCUUGUCCAGGGCUGCGCAACGAACAGAAAGACAGCAUAACCACAACACACUUACAGAUUUACUCAUCCGUGUACUUCAUGUAUUAGUCAUGCAGGACCUGACAUUUAUGACUCACGAUUAGCUUUUCCCCAUAAUGGCUUUUUCCCAUUGUUGUUGAGAGAGAAGAGAGAGUCUAUGCCCUCUCAAGAGCGUAGCCUGAAAUAGUAACGGACAAAUAGAUUGAACAAACCAGCCACUUCAUCCUGCUGCUGUUGUCUGGGUGUGUGAGAGCCCGCUGAAGUCUACCCAAGUAAACAAAUGGCUUGAUUGUAGUCAGUAGUGAGGAAGAUUAAUGGUGACCAUAAACAUUUUGUAUUAAAAUCCAAGGUAAUUGGUUUACAUGAAAACGUGAACCUCAUGUAUUUCCAGGGGAGUGAUUGUUCUGUGUGACUGGUCAUUACGGACGUCGCUCGAUAGCGUCAUUACGGCCCAUUGAUUUCUCCAGAUCAGUCUUGUCUUCGAAGACCAAAUGACAUAUUUAUUAGAUAGACCAUGGCGAGAAAACAGAGAGGCAAAAGAGUCACUCUUUGUGUGUGCAUGUGUGCGAUUCGCUUAAUUUAGUUGUUAAUGAAGUGCUCUUCAAUCACUCCCCUUAUGUCAUUGUCUUUGGGUCUGAUCACCACCUUCCUUUCGACUAUUCUGUUACCAUAGUAGCCUGGAGCCACCAGUACCCCUCCAUUUUGUGUGUCAGUGCUUGCACUUGUUAUGACCAACACUGUAAUUAUACAGAGAGUGUAUUUCUGUUUUUACCGUUUUCAGUGUUUUUCAUACAAAUGGCUAAUUCAAUUGGCUUUGUGUUUAUGUUGUGUGUUAUUGAUAUUAUGUAAUUUGUUUAUGGUUUGUUGGGUUAUUUUUCUGGUUUGGUGGUUGACUGGUAUUGUUCCAUGUUGCGUGAACAUAAAGACAUUCUGAAUGGUUGCUCUGCUGCAUCAGACUGACUGAGGUGCAUCUCAGAGGGAGGACGGAGCAUUUGUUGUACCAUCAAAGUAUUGUGAAAUUGUUUUAUUCAUUUAAUUUUCAUGAGCUAAUGUUCUACAACUUAUGUAUCUACAGACUGUAAAUAUUGCAAAUAAAGGCGGGGGACAUGCUGUGUGCAAUAAUUAAACAAAAAGAACAUUUUGCUUUCAUUCUGAAA